Pomacea canaliculata is the source of this 4048-nucleotide messenger RNA. RefSeq names its product dynein regulatory complex subunit 7-like. Gene Ontology annotation, cellular component: motile cilium. Bases 597 to 3221 code for a protein of 874 amino acids. The transcript has 17 exons. The record is from RefSeq and is a predicted model, not a curated record. Gene Ontology annotation, biological process: flagellated sperm motility. Lineage: Eukaryota; Metazoa; Mollusca; Gastropoda; Architaenioglossa; Ampullariidae.
ACCAAUAUCUGAAAAAAUGCAAACCAUUCAGGUUGGUCUUUAAGGGUUCACUGCUCAUCAACGCGAAGUUGCUUAAGACAAGUAGCACGGAUAAUAAAGGUCCGUGGUUAGUCGGUCUACGUCCCAUAACUAGCAUUUGAAUUCCUGCUCCUUGGCGACACAUUCCCCUUUGCUACUCUUAUUCAGAUAAAGAAUUAGUUGUUGAAGUUUCAUUGUACACUAACAAGUUAUAAAACGAUUAUUGUUUUAAAGAAAUGGAAUGGCAACUAAAAUAGUGCGCGCGACUUUCCUAGGGAAGGGCGAGGGGUGUUGGAGGCAAACGGAAGUGCAGACGACUAUUUGCAGGGGAAAGUACUCUCGGAUAUAGAAACGCUUUAUUCGUGCACCCCGACGAAGGUUGAUUAUUGGCUUUAUUAUCUUUAAAAAAAAGACCUAAUCCAGAUAAUCUUUGAAGACAGUUCGUAAAAUAAAAUCCGAGCUCUUCACAGUGAUUUAAAGAGAAUGGAUAACACUUUUAGCGUUCUAGAUUAUUUUGAAAACCACCGUUGCUAUGGAGGAAGCUUUUGUUUAGACUAGGUGUUCUUCGGUCAGUCAAGAUGGAAGACCAGCCAGUACAAAUAUCUGAAAACACUGUUGGUAGUAGUCCUCAAGCUGAAGAUGUUAGAGAAGAAUCUACCUUAAAAGACAAUGAGAAAGUGACAGAGGACACAGAGGAAGAACAGUCGUUUGAUUUCACAGAGACAUUUACCGACGGCGCGGAAGAACUCAAAAAAGAGUUGGACAAUAUUAUUGUUGUUGCACCAGAACCCGAGCAGCCGGAGGAGGUAUUUGACCCAUCUGAAUUUCCACCAUCCUACAAGGACAACUUGCCUAAGGAGCAGCUGAUCUUGCAGUAUGCAGACAACUUCCGUCGCCAAUAUGUUCAUCUAUAUCGUGACAGAAAGCCACUGUUCCUUUGCCCUGUUAAUGAGUGUGGAGUGGAGAAAUUUGUUUGCACAACCAUCAGACCAACGCAGCUGCCUUUUAAAGAACUGUACAACUGGGAUGGUGCUGCAGAGUUUGUUGCUGACUACCUUGACUUUGAACCUCUGCGCCCUUCCUAUGAUCUGCCUACUCGACUGUUGUCACCAGCUACAGUCUUAAAGCGCCAGAAAGGAAACUGUUUUGAGUACAGCACAGUUCUUGUUUCCUUGCUAAUUGCUGCUGGGUAUGAUGCUUAUGUUGUAAGUGGAUAUGCAGCAAAAGAAACAUGUCUUGCUGAUGAAACAAGAGAAAUAUGUCCUUUGCUGAAAAAGAGAGAAGAGGUUAUACAAGAAGAGAAGAAAAAGGAGAUGAAAAAGUACUCUGUAAAGCCACCUAGAGAUCUUCGUAGCAAGUUCAUUCUUCGUAUGGAGGCUAGGAAAGUUGCUAAGAAAAAGGCUGAAGAAGAACAGCAAAAGGCAGAGGAAGAGAAAAGAAUACUGGAGCUAGAAAAACCCCCACCUGAUCCACUAUAUGGAUUACGCAUCCAUGCUUGGGUACUUGUGCUCUCUGGCAAGCGAGAAGUGGCCGAGAGUUUCUUCAUUGAGCCUUUCACAGGUCUGUCUCAGCCCUUCAGUAACCCCAACUAUCUGGGCAUCGAAUCAGUGUGGAACAACUUCAAUUACUGGGUCAACAUGCAAGAUUGUUCUGAGGGUGUUGGGAUUAUCAGCUAUGAUCUUGGAGACUGCACAAAGUGGGAAUACAUGCUUACAGGUUUAGACAAACCAGUCCUGCAGGUUCCUGAAGGUGAUCUGGACAUCUUAGAUGAGGAUGAGGAGGAUAAAGACAAAGAUGUUGAAAAGCAUCUUGACAUGCCACCUUCAUGGGUAGAGCCACUGAAACUAUCCCAGAGAGACUAUGAAAUGCGAUGUCCACAAGGGAAAAAAGUGAAGCUGUACAAACGAGCCAAGUUAGAAAAAUUUGCCCAUUACCUAAUGAAGGAUGGUCUUGUGUCACGGCUGUCUGUCUAUGAGGAUCGAGCAAUGACAGAUCUGAUCUUGGUCAAGGAGUUCUUCCAGCAUAGAAAUGAUAAACUCCACACACGAGUUCACAACUACCGCAAUGGCUGGAUCAAUGAGUAUUUCCAUCCUGGGCGCUCUCACAGUCUUAAGGAACACCAGUACCUAUCUGGUGCCCCAGAACCAGAGAAUGAGAGGACAAUGAUAUUCUGUGAUGAGGCACGAGUAGACGGCCUAGUGAAACGUAUUGAAACACCGACUGGGAUGACAGAACAUUACAAGGAUCGAGAGGACUUCCUGUACUACAAAAAUGUUGUUUUCCGCAAGCGCUCUAAAAGGAUUACCAUGUCAAAUACGUCUGUGGUGGCUGACUUUCGACCCAUUGAUAAGAUGGUGGUGAAGUACCAUCGCAACACCGCCAAGAAAGCCAACGAAGAUGUGCGCGAACUGGUGUUCCUGGUGUCGGAGGAGAAAAUCCAGAUGAUCUACCACACCGACGACGCCAGCAUCGCCUCCUCCACUCGCGAGUUUGUGAAGCCGCACAACUGGCAGGAGAAGGGCGCCAUCUUCCUCUGGUCACCUGACAUGCACCAGACGUUCCAGGUGGACCCUAACACAGCGGACAGCAAGCAGGUGAUGUUGUACCAGCUGCUGCUGGAGCUGCUGCGAAUGGAGGACGUGUGUCGACAGCGGGUGCGGGAGUCGGAGGAGGAGGUUAGAGCCAUCAUCCAGGAGCGACAGGAGGAGGACGAGAAGUCCGAGCUCGGCUUGUCCAUCUACGACACGGAGAGGAACGACAAGACCAAACAGCACCGACGGGAACUGGAGAGGCAAGUGAUGCUGGAGAAGAUCCGCAAGCAGGAGAUGGAGGUCGACUACCUGGCGCCAUUCUUGGCUCAGAUGUCCGACCCAGAGAAGAUUUCGCGCUCGCAGGCCUACACCCUGAAGGAGGAGAGUCUAACUGACCUCAAGCAGCGCCUCGUGGACAAGGCCAACCUCAUCCAGGCCAGGUUUGAAAAGGAAACUGAGAAGCUACAGAAGAAACAGGCUUGGUACCACCAGAACCAGAUCAGCAUGUCCAAGGAAGAUGAGGAUGAUUACCUGAACUACUGCAGCGAAGCCAUGUUCCGCAUCCACAUCCUGGAGCUGCGCCUGAACAGGCACAAAGAAAUGGCGCCUCACAUGUACAUGGCGCUGGAGCAGAAGCUGAGGAACGACCCGCGCCUCUCCGAGUUCUUGUGAGUCCACCAGCGCCACUGCAGCUACCGUCAGUGACCUUUGAACCUACAGCGUCUGCUCACUCACGUGAGAUGAAAGACGAAGGGAAGAUCUUUCUGGAAGAUCCGAUCGGCUUGUACAAUAGCAGUUUGUUUGGGUUCACCCAGGAAGCUGCACUUUGAACCUACCGAAAGCACCGAGCCUUCAGCUCACCCUCAUUUUCUCUUCAGGCCAAGAUUUUGUUGUCAACACCUGCUGAUCAUGUGACACCCUAGUUGUACAAAGCUGAAAACUGUGUGUCUUUUGUGUUUGGACUUUACCGCGAACAUUCAAUCAUAAGAUCAACUGUCAAAGGUCACAGAGAAAGUGGGAAGAGUGUGACUCGAAAUUAUUUUGAAUACAAAUGUCAAUAUUUUGUAGAAGAGAAGAGAUGAUAGAGGUUUCAUCGGGACAUGUGAUAAAACCUCGCCUGAAUAGAGCACAGCCUCUGUGUUUCCAAAUAUACGCAUAAUUUUAUUUAUUUUAUUGUUUCAUUUUGUUUACUUUAAGAUUACCAAUCUGCUUACACAAUCCAAGCUGAAUCCUAGCAUCCAGGGCGUGUUGGUCGCCUCCUGUGGCAGGACUUGCAAAGUCACAUGCGCGAUGUUGACAAACAAGGUUUGGCUGUGUGGUUACAUUACAGGGUUUGAGGCGGUGUGUGUCUGUGUAAAAUAUAGAAUUUAUGUGGAGUCAUCUUUGGCAAAGUGUGAUCUUGUGUGAAGUGUGAUAAUAUAUAAAUAUAAAUAUAGUGAUUUGGGGCAAAGUAUGGCCCUGGGAGCAGCGUGAAUAUAAUUGGUGUGGUCACGUGUACA